CUUUAUUUAUAUAAGAAAACCCCUCUUUCUCUCUCUCCUAAACCCACCCUCCUCUCUCAUCAUCUCUCUUGCAUGACUUAUACUUCUUCUUUCCCCCCUCCUAUGGCCGUUGAAGCACACCAUCUUCAUCUAUUACCCCAUCAGCUCCUCAUGGACAGAGAGCUCGUCGCCAAAAUAAUGGAAGCUCAUCAAGCAGGUCUCAUGAUGCCAAUUCCCACAGAAGAGGUGGUUCUCGGAAAGAGGCGACCAAGAGAGCCCUUAUUUUUCCUCGGAGAAGAAAUCUCUACUGAUUUUCAGCAGCAGAUGUUCGAUCACGACUGUCUUCUCAUACAUCACACGCAGCAGAUAACAUCAGAGCUUGCUGAACAGAGGAAGCGGCUUUCACGGCUUCUUUUAGCAGCCAUGGACGAUGAAGUGCGAAAGCAGUUGAAGGCAAAGGAUGACGAGAUUGAGACAGUAAAGAAGCUGAAUUGGGCUUUGGAAGAGCGAGUUCGCAGUCUCUCUAUGGAGAAUCAGAUAUGGCGCGAGUUAGCACAGACAAAUGAAGCUACUGUGAAUCUUCUCCGCGCUAAUCUAGAGCAGGUUCUUGCCACACAGAUCUCUGUAAAGGAAGAUGAUGAUGAUCAGAGACUUAUCGAACCUGCUGAUGAUGCAGAGUCGUGUUGUUGUGGCGAUAAUGAAGGCUUGGAUGAUAUAAGAAUGGAGGUUUCAAUGCCGUUGAGGAUUUGUAGGAGGUGUGGUGGCGGUGAGGCUACUGUGCUUCUGCUUCCCUGCCGCCAUCUCUGCCUCUGUGCGUUCUGUAGCCCAAGAACUAACUUUUGCCCCAUCUGUAGUUGUGCCACCAGCGGUAGUGUUAAUGUAAAUUUGUCGUGAAUUUUUUAUAUUUUUGAAAGAAAAAAAAAAAGUAGACCAAGUGAGAAAAUUUGGCACUGUGCAAAUCCAUUCUUUUAUCUUUCUUUUGUUGUUUUUAUUAAUGGGUAAUACUUCUGAACAUUUGAAUUUUCACUCAGCUUAUUCUGAUCUA
Messenger RNA from Dendrobium catenatum, 1024 nucleotides. RefSeq names its product probable BOI-related E3 ubiquitin-protein ligase 3. Bases 73 to 873 code for a protein of 266 amino acids. Lineage: Eukaryota; Viridiplantae; Streptophyta; Magnoliopsida; Asparagales; Orchidaceae. The record is from RefSeq and is a predicted model, not a curated record. The transcript is spliced from 3 exons. Gene Ontology annotation, molecular function: ubiquitin-protein transferase activity. Gene Ontology annotation, biological process: regulation of programmed cell death.